GCACUUGUUCGCCACUCAGGCGCAUCAUAGAUAGUAUGCAAGGAUCGAUAUCCACACACACACAUACUUAUAUACGCACACACGCAAGGCCGACAAAAUUACCGACCGACGCCGACCCCUGGCUCGGCUCAACAAACACACCGCAUUCGUCAGUCAGUCAACUCGCUCAUUCGCGUCUUGUCGUUGCCCAUUUCGCCCCGCCAUCAAUCAGGUCAGGCACCAGCGCCACACCAAUGGCGGCCAGAAAGGUGACAGCGCCGACCAGCCCGCCCCGUCCAAAGCUCUCAGACAGGAUGAUCGACGCCCAUGCCGCCGCAUAGAGGGGCGACGUGGCAUAGAACACACCUGCACGCACACCAACACACAGACAGGGCAUGCCCAUGUGUGUGUUUGGUCUGUCUGUCUGUCUGUCUGUCUCACUUACUGGCCAUCGACGCGCCGACUUUGGGGUGUGCCCAGUUUUGCAUCUGCAUGGUGACGGCCAUCUGAACGCCCUGGAAGCCCAUCAGCAGGGCCAGCACCACCCACUCGCGUGACGCCAGGAGGGCCGGCAGCACCCCGCCCCAUCCCUGUGCAUUGGACGGCCGCAGAUCGCCGGCCACGAGGGCCAACAGGACGGCACCAAGCACCUGAACAGACAGAGAGAAGUGUUCCACGCAUUGCAAGGGGGAUCGGUGUUUUGUGUAACGUACGCCUGUGGCUUGUUUGGCAAUGGCGAGGGGCACAGAGGACUUAGGGGGGAGGGAGCCGCCCAUCUGUGCCGACGUAGGCACAGCCAGCCAUUUAGUCGCGUCAAGGCUUGCACGCCAUUGCCCCUCUCUCCUUCCCACCCACCCUCCUAGCUCACUCACCUGUGCCAGCCGAACAUCAUGCGUGGCGAAGCAGAAGGCGGCCAACGCGCACAGCGCCUCACCCUGACAGACACCACACACAGCAUGGGGAUGGUCAUCUACCCUGACACCCACACACGCUUACAUGCACAAAAGGGUACAUGAUCCGUUCCCGCAGUGAGCCGGUGAGAUGCGGCCUUGUGAGCUCUGCAGCAGCGGCCGCACCGGGACUGUCAGCGGCCAUCAUGGCCACACCUGCAGACACAUCCACAGACACCACACACACCACAGACAGGCAAGUGCGUGCCUCUUGUUUGUGUGUGUGUGUGUCCAGCAUCGCUUUGUGCACGGCACUGACCUCCCACCGACAUGACUGACGCCACCCAUAUCCGGGGAGGAAUGAACCUGCCAAACACAAAACCCUUAGGGCACAGCAGACAGACAGACAGGCAAGACAGAUACAAACGCGGCUGCAGAGUGAGAGUGUGUGUGUCCCCCCAUCCGCCGACUCGCCUACCUCAAGUAUAGGAGUGAUGACGGUGCAUAGCUGGCCGAGGAAUGCCGAUGUGCCGGCCGAAACGCCGCGGCUCAUGCCUGCGAGGGAGAGGCUAAAGCCGAUCAGCAUGUACAUGCCCAGCUCAACACCUGAAUGAUGAACAUCAGGCAGGGCAACCACACACACACACACACACACACGUACACACUCAUCAAGGGCUCAUACUCUCAUUCCCAUGCUGACCCACUCGAGCAACCCUCCUCUGAUCACGCGUGACUUGACCGCUGCCCACUUCACGACCCAUAAAUGACACCAGCAGCUUGUUGACCAGCAAACAGAUGAGCGUCGCACUCUGCAGGCUCGCGUUAACGAAGCUGGAUGGCAGAAAAGUGCUGAGCUUGACGUUGAGGUACUUGCACAUGGGCGCCGUUGUGCCCCACACGAUGGGCAGACUCCCAAGCACCACGUAAGGCAGCCACCUGCUGCCGUAAUCAGCGAGAGGCCGCACCUGCAUCUCCUCUUUGCUGGUCUUGGUCUGCCCGUGGCUGCCGUUAAUCGGGACGUCUGGUGGCUGGGCAAAGAGCCGCGAGAGAGGCCGUUUCCUGUGUGCUGGUGCUGUUGUCAUUCCCCUCCUCAUGAGUGGCCUGAUGGAUGAAAGGCGUGAGGGAGAUGCGAUGAAUGAAUCAAUCGGAUGGGAAGAUCCGUAUGCCGAUGGGCUGAUGACGACG
Molecule: messenger RNA, 2054 nt
Organism: Vitrella brassicaformis
Lineage: Eukaryota; Vitrellaceae
Source: the annotation of a GenBank genome assembly